This is a messenger RNA of Beta vulgaris subsp. vulgaris (sugar beet), 1676 nucleotides long. RefSeq lists its product as uncharacterized. The transcript is spliced from 7 exons. Gene Ontology annotation, cellular component: preribosome, large subunit precursor. The coding region runs from base 191 to 982 and encodes 263 amino acids. The record is from RefSeq and is a predicted model, not a curated record. Gene Ontology annotation, biological process: maturation of 5.8S rRNA; maturation of LSU-rRNA. Lineage: Eukaryota; Viridiplantae; Streptophyta; Magnoliopsida; Caryophyllales; Amaranthaceae.
GUCACAAUUUUCCUAAUAAUCGCAUCUUUGUCUUUGCCUUUGCCUAAACCCUAACUCCAAUAUUUUCAGAGAAGCCUAAACCCUAACGUAAAAUUCUUCUCUUCCAAUUUCAUUCCAUACUCUCUUCUCUUGUACGACGCACUCUCUGGACUCUAUUGAGGAUUGAGCUCUGAUAGUUGGCGAAGACGAUAUGGUUGGGGAAAUGGAUAAACCUGCUUCAUUGAAUUUGAAUAAAAGGAAAAAGAUGCCGAAGAAAGGUCGUGAUGCGAAGAAAAUGAAAGGUCCAGGAACUGGUAAGAAGGUUAGAGUUAGCCAGAAAAUGCAGAAACUAUAUCGCAAAAGGGCCAGGGAUUAUGACUCGGAUAAUAGUGAAGAUGAAGACGAGGUUGAGCAUGCCCCUCAAACUGUUGGUGAAGAUAGGGGGGUUGAGGUAGAUGCACUUUCGGAAAGUAGUGAUGAUGAAGCAGGGCGUGAGAAAAGGGAAGGUUCAGAUGAAGAACAUGAAGUCCAGACUGGAAUUACAAAGUUUGCAGAAGGUUGUAAUGCUUUUAGGAUGGCAUUUCUCAAGAUCACCAACACUCAUGUAGACGAUGAAACACUGGGUCCUGUAUUAUCAGCACACAAGAAGCUUGUUGUGGCCAAGCUUGCAGAAGAGGUCACUGAGCGUAAGGUUAAAGGGGACGCAAAGAAGGAAAAGAGCUUGAUUGAGGAAAUGGGGCAUGUGAAGCCUGCCAAUUUCUUAGAUUCGCAUGAGAAAUUUCUGAUAGGUGUGGCCACAAAAGGAGUUGUCAAGUUGUUUAAUGCGGUAAACAAGGCCCAAAUUGCUCAGAAAGGGUUGAAUCCUUCAAGGUUUAGUGAUGCAAAGGUAUUCAAGAGCGUUCUCAAUCUGUUUUUCUGUCAACACCGGAAAGGUAGAAGUCGUGUAUCCCUGGAGAUUGAUUGUUGUGAGUCCGUGUGUUGUUACGGGGCAAUUCAACUUUAGGGCAGUGAUUAUUUCACGUCACGACUAUCAGAUAAGUCUUCUUCUUUUGUUACCAGUUUACGUUCCUACAUUGGAGGUUUAGGAGUUACCUAGUUUAUAAGAGUUCACGAAUUACAUUAGUAUGAGGCCUUCUGGGAAGGAGCCAAAAAAAACAAAUCCAUGCUGGGCCCAAAGCGGACAAUAUCAUUCUAAUGCUAGAGCUGUAGGUGGACUCAUGGGCCCCCACAAUAAGCCUUAGAAGGAAAAGGUUGAAUCAUGAAACCAUAUUGUGAAGAAUGAGACCUGAAGCGGCAAGCGCAUUCAAGUUGUAAGCAUUAGAAGGAAAAGUUUGAAUCUUGAAACGAUAUUGUGAAGAAUGAGACCUGAAGUGCAUAUGUUUAUAUUAAACAUGAGUUUUGAUAUAGGUUGGUCAUCUUGAUCAUAUCUAAUGACCUUGAUGGUGUGUGCAAGGCGACCCUCUAAUUUGAGAUUCAAAUACCCCAUUCCUCCCAUCUAACACUUAACAUAUUACAUUGAAGAGCUAUGGACAGAUUUCUGUUGUCAUUGAAUUUUCUGUCCCACUGCUAUGAUCUGUUGUUUUUUCCAAUCAUGAUGAAGUAUACCUUGAUAUGCUAGCUUUGACUAAGCGGAGAAAGGAGGCAUUCAUUACAGAAUUGAACAAGUCUUCAGCACAAUCAUCUGAGGGUACAACCAA